AUGAUGAACAUCUUUGGGCUAAAUGGGCAUGCUUCACCAGACAAUCCUGACAUCGGGUGGGCCGGCAUUGAUGUCCCUGAAUAUUCAAAGCCAUAUCUGAACACCCUUUCAGCUUUGCGGGAUGCGGUCCGCCGGCUUACAAAGUCAAAUGCCCAUAUCACGUCUCAAACUCUCGGUAGUAUUAUAAAUACUAUCGGCUCAAGCGCGGACCUGGGGCAUUCCAUGUCAGAUCUAGCACUCCCAUACGUGGAGGUUCUGAGGAAAUUCAAAGACCAAAUUGCAUCCCUGAACUUAGGUACAACUGAAGUAGACCCAAACCAGCUUUUGAGUGGCUGUGCCAUAAUACGUCCAGUCACAAGUGACCUGAUUAAGACCCGCCAGGGACAAACUGAGCGAAAACUUCAGGCACAAAAGCGCAAGGUAGAAGAGGGACGCAAGCAAGCUGAGAAGAUGGAAAAGGGGAGGCUCAGCCCUUAUGAGAUGUUUCGAACUGACGAGUUUACUGCAUGGGAUCAGGACGGCGUGCCAACAAAAGAUUCAGAAGGGAAAGACCUCUCAAAAACUCGUGUGAAGAAGCUGAGGAAGGAUUGGGAGAGGAAAAAGAAGUUGCAGGAGGCAUGGAUGUCUGCGGCUUCGAAACCUACCCACGACCUUUUUUCAUAUACAUCAGGACGGUUUUUAUACAAUGAAAGCGCACGGUUGCGAGAAAGAUAUGUCGAAUUUGACGUGACUGCCCUUAAAGAGGCAGUGACCAAGCAUACCGGUGCUAAAGUUACCAAUCUCGCGAAGCUCGGAGAGGGCGGUUUCAACCGAGUUCUCAAUGCGACACUUGAAAACGGACUGCAGUUGGUUGUCAAGAUUCCGUAUCCUCUCUCGGUACCAAGAAAGUAUGCCACUGCCAGCGAAGUUGCAACACUUACAUUUCUUCGCUCAAAGGGGAUACCUGUCCCGAAAGUAUAUGGGUGGUCAGCAACCGACGAAAAUGCAGUUGGAGCUGAGUAUGUUAUAAUGGAGCUUGCAUCAGGUAUAGGCCUUGAUACCAGAUGGUUCAGUAUGACGAAGAAACAACAACAAACUGUGGCACUGGGGAUUGUUGGCAUAGAAAAAACCCUAUUCGAUAUUCCCUUUGGUUCCAUUGGAAGUCUGUAUUUCAAAGAAGACCUACCUCUCGAACUACAGCAUAAUCUCUAUCUUCCUGGGGCCUCGGACCCUGAUGGAGAUUGCAAUACCUUUUGCAUUGGACCUAUUGCGGACUACAUGUUCUGGUACGGCAAACGUUCAGAGUUGAAAUUAGACCGCGGCCCUUGGAGUGACCCGUGCCAAUAUCUCAGAGCAAUUGGGAAUCGUGAACUAGAAUGGACCAAAAAAUAUGGAAACCCCCUUGAAAAGGAGUUCCCUUACAACACACUCCUUCCUGGAACUAUCCCUCAUGAGAAGUAUGCUGCAUUACUUGAAAAAUAUCUGGCAAUUGCUCCUUUUUUUCUUCCCAAGGACCCGCUAGACCCCGGUAAUCAACCGACGAUUCGACACCCAGGUAUCGCAGAUCUCACACCUGCUAAUGUUAUUGUGUCCCCCGACACAUUUGACAUUACUUGCAUCAUUGAUUGGCAACAUGCUGUUAUCACCCCACUCCUGCUCGCUGCUGGGCACCCGAAGAUGUUCGAAAAUCCAGACGUAGAACCUCCAGAAACGCUAGAAGUGCCGAAGCCUCCAGAGGGAUAUGAUACUCUUGACAUUGAAACAAAAAGCCAGGUUGAUGAGCUCCUCAGGCGACGUUAUCUUCAUUAUCUAUACCGCGUUUUCAAUGGAGCUCGGAAUAAAAGCCAUCUCUCUGCCUUUUACGACCCUGUAUUACAACCUCGACAGCAUCUUGUUGACCACGCCGGUCGCCAAUGGAGUGGAAACAUCAUAACUCUGCGGGGUGCCUUGAUGCGGAUGUGCGGAUAUUGGCCUCUUUUAUCGACCAAGGAGGAAUGCCCUAUCUCUUUCACUGAUGCAGAAUUAAAAAAGCACUCUGAGGAUGAGGCAAUGUGGUUCGACUUAACCGCCCUAGUUCACUAUUGGCGUGAUGAGCUUGGUGGACUAAGUGAGGAGGGGUGGAUAAGGUCGGAAAUGUUCGAUCAUGCCAUGAAAAGGAAUAAGGAGCUUCAGGAAAAAUUCAUCAAUGAUGCUGAUCCUGAUGAGGUUGAAAUGGUUGAAGCGAAUGUCCAAAUUAACUACCGAAGGGAGAAGCUUAAUAUAUGGUUCAAGGAGAAGGCCCAAGCUUCCCGGGGCCGAGGCGAGCCUUUUUUUUAUAUAUCAUGUGACAUGGUUAUAAUGGAACUCACCACGCCAAGAGCCUUUCCCGGCUCCAAAGGCGAAAUGGAAGGGCUGCGAGUGGUUGUUGCAUAUGUUGUAUUAUUCCGUACCAGCGUUGUCGUCGGAGCGCAUGGCACAGCUAUGUUGGACACUGGGCGGCGGGGCAACGAACUGUACGAUGGGCCAAAGGCAGAGUGCCGACACUGCAUAUUCCGAACACCGCCAAACCCAAGGGCUCAGACUCAAGAUAUGAGGAAAACGGUACGACACAGAGAUGUUACCGUUACAAAUGGUGUCCUCGGGUAUGCUCACAACUGCUCUGUCUGGACGCAGGAGCAUCUGAUGCCCUGCGAACAGCGAAACCUCCAGCUUGAGGAGCUAAAUCUGCUCAUACUUUUCCUGGUGACUGUGAUGAUGGUUGCAAAAGGGCCAAAGGAGCAGGGAUGCGAGCAGAAACUUAUCUAUUUCCCCCAGGGUAACCUAGGACAGCUUGGUCCGAAAGCGGUGUCUGCAGCAGCGGCAUCUGAAUACUGGAAGGCAAAAUGA
Molecule: messenger RNA, 2844 nt
Organism: Trichophyton verrucosum HKI 0517
Lineage: Eukaryota; Fungi; Ascomycota; Eurotiomycetes; Onygenales; Arthrodermataceae
Exons: 7
Coding region: 1-2844 (947 amino acids)
Cellular component (GO): mitochondrion
Source: RefSeq, a predicted model, not a curated record